Harpia harpyja (harpy eagle) is the source of this 4517-nucleotide messenger RNA. It is a transcript of the gene KYAT3, whose product is annotated as kynurenine aminotransferase 3. NCBI's taxonomy places the organism in Eukaryota, Metazoa, Chordata, Aves, Accipitriformes, Accipitridae. The record is from RefSeq and is a predicted model, not a curated record. Gene Ontology annotation, biological process: biosynthetic process. The transcript is spliced from 14 exons. Gene Ontology annotation, cellular component: cytoplasm; mitochondrion. Gene Ontology annotation, molecular function: pyridoxal phosphate binding; L-kynurenine:2-oxoglutarate transaminase activity. Bases 2479 to 3840 code for a protein of 453 amino acids.
GGGGCGGGCUGGGCCUCGCCGGCCCCCAGCCUGAGCUGGGGGUGGCGGGUGGCCGCGUUUGUUGGCCCUCAGAGCGGCCGGGAGCCAGUGCCGGCGGCCCGGUGAACGCGGAGUGCUAACGUGUUAGGGGCGUCCCGUGACCGGCCACCUCUCCUUUGCUGGAACGCGGGUCCCGUCGGUGAGGGCGGGGGGUUUGCUAGUGGCCGGUUGAUUCUGGCCUUUCAAACCUUGUGCUGCAAACGCGGAGUGCUUCAGGUUGAAAAUACGCGUGGGUAGAGAGCGUCAGUGAAAGCAUAAGUGCGAUAUAAAGUGGCUAAAUGGCAAGGCUGCUGUAUGUGGGGAAAAAAGUGAGGAAAAAUCCCCCACAACCUCAUCCCUCUCCUCAUUCCAUAUCGUAGAAUUUAUUUCUCCACGCUCAGUUUUCUCUGUUCCAUGCAAUUAUGGAAGAAGAAAUGACAAAAUGUUCACUACUACAACAAACCCUUCACAUACAGCAUUUUUUAAAUCAGUGCCCUUAAUAAGAAUACCCAACUUCCCAGAGUCCAGCAAUUUUAGCAGCAGUUCUCCUGCCUUGACAUGUCAUUUAUUACUUUUAGGUGGUAGGAAAAAAAAAAGUUUGGAGAGGCCUCAGUAAGAUGGUACCCUUCCUUUCUCUAAAGCUUUCAUCCUCUAGGCACAUGCGAAGAGACAGUCGUUCAAAGGCUUCACAAAGUUUGGCUGAAGUGUAACAUUUUCCAGGUUUGCAUAUCCAACAAAUAUUAAACACAACACAAAUAUGACAGGGAUUACAUUUACAUUAUUGUGGUGGCUGAUGGUCUUGCAGUGUUUCUAGUAACGUUUGUUGCUAAGACUGCACAGUAAAAUGAGACUACUUGUUACAGUGGAAAAAUAGAGCAGCUUAAGGGGUCUGACCACAAGUCUUUCAAGCUGAAAGGCAUUGUUUUUAUAGAGGUGGUAUAACUGAAGCUCAAAAAUGAAGGGACAGCAGCAUUUGGCCUUUAGUUUCAAAGGGAAAAAAAAUCAAUUAAUUACAUGUAACAGUUCAUAAAAUGCUCUGGUGGUACAGCAGCAUCUGAGGUCAGGGUACUGUAUGACCAGGAGGCUGGGCAGCUGUGAAGGGAGCACAAGACCUUGCAACUCAGAGGUUGUGUCUGUGCUAGAGUGUUUAUAAAGCACAGCAUGAGCUAAAUGAUUGAUAGUAUACAGAUAUAUUAAUAGAGUUCCCAUGACAAAGUCUAACUCGAUCUUCCAGUCUAGUUUAAGUCACCAAAUCUAGUUUAAACCAGAUUAGCAACCAGAAUGUGUCUUCCUCCCAGCCCCACUAAAAAACAUUUGUUGUGUUGAGCUUUCUGGUAGCCUUCUUUGCUUCUCACUCCUCUAAAAAAAUAAGAAGCUGCAGGAGUAGUCAUUCGUUAUCCUUUUUUCCCUAACGUGUUCAUUUUCCUGUUUUCUCUAUGAGUAUGCAAGCCUGAAUUCCAGGAGGACUGACUAUGACUUAAAGCAUGAAUGCUUCAGAGCACUGAAAAUUAGAAUGGGAUGGAAAGUAUUCCUAAACAGACACGACUCUUGGCCAAAAAACCAGUGCCUAGCUCCAAGAUUGAAAAAAGAGACAUUAAUAAGACUAAGAAAGAAAAAAUAAGUACCUUUUCAUUCCCCCACAAAGACCAGUGCAUUUUCUGUGUUUGAAGAACCUUACAAAUUUUUAAGAGAGUCGAAACAGGGUUUGCAGUACCUCUGUAGCUGCCUAGCACUGUGUAACUUUCCUGAGCUGGAAGACACUUUCUAUCUGGAUGAGAAAAACUUACCUUAGGACAUUAUAAAACAUCUCAUGGAUGUCUUAUACAUACUUGGUCAUUGCCAAAAAAACAUACAGAGGUAAUAGUUAAGUCUGCGCUCAUCCUAAAAGUAACAGUAAAUAAGUCUCUUGAGCCUGUGAUAUGCAUUAACAUGUCAUAUAUGGUUGUAGUGGGAAUGUGUGUGUCUGGAAAAAAAAAAAAAGAGUAGGUCUUGCUUUUUUUUGAGAUCAGUGUGGGAGAGUAUCUGGUUAUAUUGAGGUGUUUGCCUUUACUUCCUAGAGUAGUUUAAAUGGAAGUAUUCAGUGUUGCAGAAGAGAGAAGAAAUAUUUUUAGAGAGAAAAAAAGUCAUAAAAGUAUUUUAUAGGAGGCUUUUCCAAUUAAUGGCCAGUAGUCUUGUCUCUGAGUGCUCAUGAGUCUGAACAAAUGUUGUUCAGCAUUCGCUGGAAGAGUGUCAACAGAGAUUGAAAUGUAGUGGGACAAAUGUUACAUGCUAGUGCCUUGACUUUCCUUACUGAGGCUGUUCAGCAAAGUAUUGCUUCCAUUAUGUUCCUCAUAAAGUUUUAAGAAUUUCUACAUUUCUGUGGUAUUAAAGGUGGAUAUAAUUUUUUACUUCAGGUAUUUCAGGUACUUGCAGAGAUUGACCAUGCCACAGUGAUACAGGUCACUUACUUAUUAUGCAGGCAUGCUUUUUGCUUCACGAAGCUUCUGUUGCCUUGGCAUUAGAACAUACCAGCUACGAACAGAUUUGCUUUCCAGAUCCAUUAAACUUUCAGCCUCUGCAACAAUGGCCUUCAGACACAAGAACACAAGACGAAUUGAAGGCCUUGAUAGCAACGUGUGGGCUGAAUUUACACAGGUGGCAGCAGAUCCCUCAAUUGUUAAUCUUGGUCAAGGCCUUCCUGAUAUAUCCCCUCCCAGCUAUGUUAAAGAAGAGCUGGCAAAGGCAGCAGCAGUUGACAGACUGAACCAGUACACACGAGGCUUUGGACAUCUGUCGCUAGUGAAAGCCUUGUCUCAAGUGUAUGAGAGAGUUUGUGGAAGAAAGAUUGAUCCUCUCACAGAUAUCCUGGUGACCGUGGGAGCUUAUGGAUCUCUCUUUAGUACAAUACAGGCAUUAAUUGAAGAGGGAGAUGAAGUAAUAAUAAUAGAGCCGUUUUAUGACUGUUAUGAACCAAUGGUAAAGAUGGCGGGUGCAAAGCCUGUUUUUAUCCCACUGAGAUAUAAAAAUGAUGGAAGCUCUCCCUCUAGUGCUGAUUGGGUCUUAGAUCCUGCUGAACUUGCAAAUAAAUUUAAUUCCAAAACAAAAGCAAUUAUUCUGAAUACCCCGCACAACCCCAUAGGCAAGGUGUUUACCAGAGAAGAGCUCCAAGUCAUAGCUGAUCUCUGUAUUAAACAUGAUACCCUGUGCAUCAGUGAUGAGGUGUAUGAAUGGCUGGUGUAUAAAGGAAAGAAACACAUUAAAAUAGCUACGUUGCCAGGUAUGUGGGAAAGAACAAUAACUAUAGGAAGUGCUGGAAAAACAUACAGUGUAACUGGCUGGAAGCUUGGUUGGUCUAUUGGCCCUGAGAACCUGAUUAAGCAUUUGCAAGUUGUCCACCAAAAUACACUGUAUACUUGCUCAACUCCAUUACAGGAGGCUUUGGCACAAGCAUUUUGGAUAGACUAUAAACGCAUGGAUGACCCAGACUGCUAUUUUUACUCACUGUCUCGAGAGCUGGAAAGCAAGCGUGAUCGGAUGGCUCACCUACUUCAAGAAAGUGGACUAAAGCCUGUCAUUCCAGAUGGAGGAUACUUUAUGAUUGUUGAUGUUUCUACAUUAAAUGUGGAUCUCUCCGAUGCAGAUGAGAAACAACCUUAUGAUUAUAAAUUUGUCAAAUGGAUGAUAACAUCUAAGAAGCUGUCAGCAAUUCCUCUUUCAGCAUUCUGUGGUCCUGAGACAAAAAGGCAGUUUGAAAAAUAUAUACGUUUUUGCUUCAUUAAGAAAGACAGCACGCUAGAUGCAGCUGAAGUGAUCUUGAAGAACUGGAAUAAACAGACAGCCUGAUUUUUCUUAUUAACUCUUCCAUCAAGUAUAAUUAUCUAAUAGUAGGGGUUUUUUAAUUGCAAAUUUAAGAACAAAUUACUUAAUACAGUACAGAGUUAAUACAGCAUUGUAAAUAACUUUGUGCUGCCACCUGCUGAGGAGUCAAAACGAUGAUUUACUGAAAUAUGUAUAAUGCAACUCAGAAGUUAUUUUCAGUCUUUUCAAAAUCAUUUACAUUUUUUCCUAAAAAAAAAAAAUAAUCUAUGGGAUUCACUUAUUUUACCGAAAGACAAAAAUUUGUAGGACUCUGUGUAAAAUAAAUAGAUGAUAUAGGAAUUUUAAAACUUACAAGAAAGAAGUGGGAGAUGUUUUUGGUAUGAGGUAGAAUAGGAACUAGGGGUGAGACUUAAACAUUGCGGUUUGUGAAACCCAAUAGCCUGCAGUGGAGGAAAAUGAAGAUAUGCCUCAUAUUAGAUAAUUGUAGUGACCUUCUACAUACAUACCUACCUACCCUGUCCAUGCACAAAUUGCAUCAGUUUACAUAAAGUGAUUGAGUUAAAUCAAUACAGUGUUUUUACUAUAGGCAAGACUGAAAAGUGCUAAGUUGCAUAAUUACUAUUUUAUUUUCCCACAAUAGUCACGUGUGCUGUUCUGAAAGUAUUCAGUCCUCAAUAAAAUUAUAAAAGUGGCAUCUAGAA